AUGUCGGAAAGCAGCGCGCUUCACAUUUCCAUGCGCGGACGGGGAAACCAGCCCCUGGGGGUGGGCAACCUGUCCUUCUACACCACGGAGGAGCAGAUCCACGAGCUCUUCGGCAAGAGCGGCGACGUGAAGAAGAUCAUCAUGGGGCUGGACAAAGUGAAGAAGACCGCCUGCGGCUUCUGCUUCGUGGAGUACUAUGCCAGAGGAGAUGCUGAGAAUGCAAUGCGAUACAUCAAUGGAACCAGACUUGAUGACAGGAUCAUAAGGACAGACUGGGAUGCAGGAUUUAAGGAGGGUAGACAGUAUGGUCGUGGAAGAUCAGGGGGCCAGGUCCGAGAUGAAUAUCGGCAAGACUAUGAUGCUGGAAGAGGCGGCUAUGGCAAAACUGUUCAGUGCCAGUGAAUAGCGAAUGACUCAUCAACCUCGCAGGAAAACUAAAGCUGCACUGUAAAUGUCGUGAGCCAUGAAGUAGGUCUGUUGCACGCAAAUUUAAGUAACUAGAAAUUCACAGAAACUACUAUCAGCGUUCCUGCGGUCACUUAGUGCGUUCAAUCUCUCUUUCAUUUUAAAGUCUAGUUACAAUACCAGGCUCCACAGCAUUGGAGAGUGCUUUAAUACAGAGGACUUGGAAGCAGGGUUUUAAGCACUGGUAUGCACAAGACUUUAGUCUCUAACUGCUGCUGUAACUCUUCAAAACAGAAAAAAGAUUUAACACUACGGUGCUUUCUUCCACUGGCGAAAACUUGAUUAUACUGUCAUUGAAUUUUGUUUACGUUAGUAUCACAGGAUAGAGAGGAGGGCUUGUAUAUGUUUCAGAGAUGAAAGGAAAAGGCAAGAAGCCUGAAGGAGAGCAAUUUCUAGGGAAAACUUGAAGUUGCAGAUUUUCCUGGGGUUACUGGAUUAGCAGCCUGUAAACUGGUGUAGUUCCUUUGUGGAACUAGCGCAUAUACGUGAAAGUCGCAACAAAGCAAGCUGCAGGAGAGAUUGAGUUCAGAAACCAUAAAGUGAGAAGCAACCAUAGCACACAGUAGAAAGCAGACGCUCAAAGUCUUCUAUAAAGUGAAAUGGGAUUGCAUGACAUUUGUUUAUCCACUUGGCUUUGUGGGAUGCAGAGAACAGCAAGUUUAUAAGUUAUAGUACCAGUUAUUUGCUCAGUUUGGAUAGUACUAGUUUGCUUCUGUCUGGUAGCUCUCUACAGCCCUGAUGUUUGAGGAAUGGUAUCUUCCCUGUACCUAUGAAGGUGGCAUCGAGUCGAUUUCUACAGUUACCCCAAGAAUGGAAUGUUUGAGGAACUAGGUAUAUAAAAUAGAGGGAAAGUUUGUUCUGAAAAUAAACUUUUCUAUUUAAGAAACCUGAUUGCAGAUAAAGGUAAAAAUUAAAAAAAAAAAAAAGACUUUUGAGAGCCUUACUUUCUACUGAGCACAUAAUGGUAGAAUGGUAAAAUAAUCACAGGACUUCAUAGUUUUUUCUCUGGUUCAUAUUAACACUGUCAGUUCAUGUGAUGAGAUUCUAUUGUACUGCAGACAUAAGAAAAAUAAUCUGCGCUCACAUCAUCUGUGAAAUUGGCCUGCUGAAAUGAUAGAGUUUGAAUGGAGCUGCUGUAGUUUUUUGGGGAUUUUUUUUUUUUUUAAUGGAAUUCUGAGUUCUUUGGAAACUGCAAUUCAUUAAGUUUUUCCACAUAUUUUAUUGUCUGUGACUUUUUAAAAACCUCUAAAAUAUCAGGUAUAUAAAACUUGAUCUUUCCUCAUUGAGGAUAUUAUUGAAAAUCUUGAUAUUUCUUGCAUACCGUUUGUCACAACUGUUACUUGAAGUUGGAAAUGCCAUGAGGUAAGACAUUUGCUAUAAGACUUCGCUUACUUAGCAAGCUUGUUUGGCACAUAGACAUACAGUAAAACUAGAUUUUCAGGAUCACUUAGUUUGCAGACAAGGAUUUCAGGAAAUUUUUUUUUUUUUUUUUUUCCUCCCUUCUCUACAUAGUGUAUUUGAUGAUGAGUUUACAGCCCGUAAUCUGCUCUAGGAAACCUGUGAAGUUUAUUUCCACUGUAUCGGAUUUUGUAUGCAAACUUGCCUGUUACCAAAACUCCUAAGUCAUUUUCAAAUAAAGCUACAACA
This is a messenger RNA of Struthio camelus australis, 2112 nucleotides long. Lineage: Eukaryota; Metazoa; Chordata; Aves; Struthioniformes; Struthionidae. The record is from RefSeq and is a predicted model, not a curated record.